This is a messenger RNA of Dothidotthia symphoricarpi CBS 119687, 494 nucleotides long. RefSeq lists its product as uncharacterized. The record is from RefSeq and is a predicted model, not a curated record. NCBI's taxonomy places the organism in Eukaryota, Fungi, Ascomycota, Dothideomycetes, Pleosporales, Dothidotthiaceae. The transcript has a single exon. The annotation marks the transcript as partial.
CCCCUUAUGGAGGGCAUUGCAGGCGCCCAUAUCGCUGCCCAAUGCGGCCAUACCUUACAUCCAUCCGACGCAAUGAUAGGAGGCUACUGCCCAGUCUGUGAUGUGCGCAUCUGUCUUGAGUUUCUCGAUGUCAUCGCAAAAGCUUUCCAGAAAGAAGGGGGGCCAUGGCCUGCUCGACUCGGCGACAGAAGACCCGUGUCCUAUUUCACUCUACGUCAAGGGUGGCACAUGGCGCGUCUCCAACUCGAGAUAACAGUGACCAAACUCGAAGCAGCAGUCGAUCAUGAAACGGCAUGGGAGGCGCAGAACCCCCUCGAAGCUGACGCGAUACAGGACGUCAACUCUGCGAGGAAAGCAGUCCAACUAGCCAUCACAGAGCACAGAUACCCAGCAUCCAUCACCAGCCACCCAGCACCCGCCAUAGAGCCAACACCGUUCUCGAGCAGAAAACACGUCUCCUUCACCCCUGACACAAACUUCCACCGCAGCCGCCC